AUGUUUAAAUUUUAUGGUCUUAAAUAUUUAUUUGAAAUGGUUUAGCCUUUAAAAUUCGAUCUCUAUUAAGGCUAAUAAUUUAUAGGUUUAUUUUGUUGUAAUAUUUUAGGAUAAUGUUAAGCUAACUUAGGUGAAAUAAUAGGAGAUAAACAAAGAAUCUUUUAUCUAUCUGAUUUGAUGAAUUAAAGAAAUGGAAUGAUAUCAUUUAAAACAGAAAGGAGCAAAGAAAAUAUCUAGAAAAUCAAGUUUGAUGUAUUUUUCAUUUAUUAUGAUUAGAUUUACUUAUAACUAAAUAAUUCUCUGUUUUAGUCUUUGCUAAGUCUUUUCAAAGAGUAAUAGUUCUUAUCUUUGAUUUUAUAUAAAAAGGUGCCAAAUAAAUAAGUUAUACUAUAAACUGAACCAAAACCUAAAUAAUCAUAAUUAAAUUGGAGAAGAAUUGAGACUUCUUUUGAAAUUCUUUGUGAUAAUGAUCCUUUAUAAUCUAUUUUUUGUGAAGGUAAGAUACUAUGUGAUUAUUCUAGUGAUUUAACAUGAAGGAUUUAAUUAAUAAAGUCUUGGUUAAUUUGAAUUCUGGAAAUAUUAGAUAGAUAAAAAAGUGUGUCUAUUCAACAUUAUUAAUCUCAAUAAUGAAAUUAUAGGAAGAUCUAUGAUUGACUAAUUUGAAUAUGAUAUUGAAGGACAGUUUUAUAAUUUUAUCUGUAUGUCUUUAUUAUUUCUAAUAUUUAUAGAAUAGGGUACUUAAUUGGCAUUGAUUAUUGCAAUUGAUUUUACUGAGAGCAAUAAAAAUCCAUAUCAUAGUGAAUCUUUACAUUCAAUAUCAAAAGAAAGUCAAUACUUAUAAGCAAUUGAAUAAGUGGCAAAUAUAUUGAUGGAUUAUGAUAGUGAUAAAAAAGUUCCUAUGUAUGGAUUUGGAGGAAUCCCAAAAUAUUUAUAAAAUUUUAAUAAGCAUUGUUUUCCAUUGCAAGGAGAAGCUCAUAAUUUAGAUGAUAUUAGAAGAAUAUAUGAAUUCUCUGUUAAGAAUAUUUAAUUUGAUGGUCCUACUUGUUUUAAUCCUAUGAUUAGAUAAACUAUGAAAUGGGCAUAAGAAGACUUAAAUGCAAAUGGAAACUAAUAUUUUGUAUUAUUAAUUUUAACUGAUGGAAAGUAUAUGGAUGAGGAUUAAACAAUUAUGUCUAUUGUAGAUGCUGGUAACCUCCCUUUAUCACUUAUUAUUGUUGGUAUUGGAGAUUCAGCAGACUUGAAAGCCAUGGAUAAAUUAGAUGGAAAUAAUGGAUUAUAAGAUACUCUUGGGAGAUAAGCAGAAAGAGAUUUAGUUAAAUAUGUUCAUUAUAAUAAAGUUAAGAAUGAUCAAGGAUAAUUGGCAAAAGAACUAUUAGAUGAAUUACCAAAAUAAUUAGUACUCUAUAAAACUAAAAAUAAAUGA
This is a messenger RNA of Paramecium primaurelia, 1423 nucleotides long. NCBI's taxonomy places the organism in Eukaryota, Ciliophora, Oligohymenophorea, Peniculida, Parameciidae. The record is from the annotation of a GenBank genome assembly.